AUGAUGGGAAAUGUGCUCAGCCACACGCGCAAGCUGCUGAGCGGGAGUGUCCCGUGGGACAUCGACGCAGAAGCUCUUGCCGACGUUUAUUGGCGUUGCGCAGCGGUUCGCGCGGGGGGCAGCAACCCCCUCCCGGACGUCGUGCGUCGAUGGAGGGCUGAGGCGAGCGAGAGGUCGUUAGACCUUUGGGCGGAGCGUUUGCAGGAACCGCUGAUGCUGACCGGGCACGGCUGCUUUGGUCGGUACCUGUGCCAGAUCGCGAGGAGAGAGUGGGAGGAGAGAGAUAGUGGUGACACAAAGUGUCACCACUGCCUUAACGAAAUGGACACGGCCGAACACACAUUGUCGACCUGUCCAUCUUGGACGGAACAACGCGCGGCCCUUACGGCUGCCAUUGAAGUGGACCUCUCCCUGCCAGCAAUAAUCCGGGCAAUGUUGAGCAGCGAGAUUGCGUGGCAGGCGGUGAAUGACUUUGCCCAGGAUGUCAUCACUGCAAAGGAGGAGGCCGAGCGCAGGAGAGAACGGGAGGCAUUCGACCCCUUGAGACGGCCGAGGAGAAGACACGCACCACGGAGUGGCCGCAGCGCCUUGCCUUAG
Messenger RNA from Aricia agestis (brown argus), 597 nucleotides. RefSeq lists its product as uncharacterized. Lineage: Eukaryota; Metazoa; Arthropoda; Insecta; Lepidoptera; Lycaenidae. The record is from RefSeq and is a predicted model, not a curated record. The transcript has 3 exons. Bases 1 to 597 code for a protein of 198 amino acids.